Messenger RNA from Aspergillus nidulans FGSC A4, 1524 nucleotides. Its product is annotated as putative MFS transporter. Gene Ontology annotation, cellular component: membrane. Gene Ontology annotation, molecular function: transmembrane transporter activity. The record is from RefSeq and is a predicted model, not a curated record. The coding region runs from base 1 to 1524 and encodes 507 amino acids. The transcript has 2 exons. Gene Ontology annotation, biological process: transmembrane transport. NCBI's taxonomy places the organism in Eukaryota, Fungi, Ascomycota, Eurotiomycetes, Eurotiales, Aspergillaceae.
AUGGAUGAAAAGGCUCCCCCCAACGGAAGUUGCCCUGACAAAGACAUCCAAGUCGGGACUGUCACUGUCAGUGACCUCGAUGAAGGCCGGCUCUUUCUGAGACAACACAAUAUCACAAACAAUGACCUAGAGGGCUUCCUUGCCGAUGAGGUUCGCAACAAAGCCCUCGUGCGCAAGGUCGACCUCAUCCUCCUGCCGCUCCUCGCAGGGACAUAUAUGCUGCAAUAUAUAGACAAGACGGCCCUGGCUUAUUCAGCCGUCUUCGACCUGCUGCCAUCGACCAACAUGACCAGCGAGCAGUAUAGCUGGCUUGCCUCAAUCUUCUACUUCGCGUACCUCGUCGCCGAGUAUCCAUGGACAAUCCUGGCCCAGAGAACGGCCAUGGCCAAGGUAGUUUCGGGCAACGUCAUUGCCUGGGGCUCAAUCCUUAUGAUAACAGCAGCUUGCAAGAACUUUGCAGGCAUAGCAACUUGCCGGUUUUUUCUCGGUAUAUUCGAAGCGCCCAUUACAAACUGCUUCAUGAUGAUUGUGGGGAUGUGGUAUACCCGACGUGAGCAGCCCUUCCGCGCUGGGAUCUUCUACUCCUGUAACGGAAUGGGCGCUAUAGUCGGCGGAAUCCUGACUUACGGCAUUGGCCAAAUCAAGACCAUCGCCGUCUGGCGCGCCAUCUUCCUCAUCCUCGGUGGUAUCACCGUUGCAUGGGGCCUUGUCUUGCUCCUUUUCUUGCCUGACGAUAUUCUCUCUGCGAAGCGUUUCACAAUCGAAGAGAAAGCACUUCUCGUUGCCAGAGGAAGGCUCGCGCGCACUGGAAUUCUUAGCCACCAGAUCAAAUGGUACCAAAUUCGUGAAGCCCUGCUCGACCCGCAAGUCUGGAUCUUGUUCCUAUUCAUGCUGCUAAACGAAACCAUCAACGGCGGGCUCGCCAACUUCAGCAAGCUUAUCAUCAAAGGUCUCACAGAUGACAGUCUCAGGACCGUGGCCUUGGGCAUACCAUUCGGCGCCUUCCAGCUCCUUUGGGUCUUGUCAGGGACAUUCAUUGCGUCGAAAAUUCCAAAUACUCGCACAAUCGUGAUGUUUGUGUAUCUAAUCCCCUCUCUUGUUGGCAUCAUCAUGCUGUGGAAGCUCUCCCACGAAACCCAGAGAAUCGCAGUGUUGUUCGGGUACUACAUCUCGGGUGGCUAUGUGUGUAGUUUGGUCCUUGCCUUGCAGAUGCCAGCCACCAACCUGGGCGGAUACACGAAACGCGCGACUAGUGUUGCCUUGGUAUUUCUGGCGUACUGUGCCGGCAACAUCAUCGGACCGCAUGCCUUUCUCGCGGCGGAAGCACCCAUCUAUCAGACAGGAUGCAAGCUUAUCAUAUCAUGCCUAGCUGUGCAGGCGGCCUUGUCUAUUUGUCUGCGGUUUCUUUUGAUUCGGAGGAACAAGCAAAGGGACUCUGCUACCGCUGAUGCACCGGUGUCAGAAGAGGAAGAAUUGGCGGAUAUAACUGAUUUUGAGAAUCCUCGAUUCCGAUACGUGCUUUGA